AUGAUUUUCUGUUUGUCUUUCAAUUUCUUAGCUUUUCUGCGCAUUUCCAUUUUUCUUUUUGUUCUUUUUUACAUUUUCUUAUUUCAGUUUUUCCCUUCACUGGUUUUCCCCUUCUUUGCCUUUUUUAUCUUUUCUACUUUUUCUUCAUUUUUCUUUACUUUUCUGGUUUUUCUCAUCAUUUUUUUCUAUUUCUGCCUUUUACCCAUUUUGUUUUUUCACUUUUCACUUUUCAGUUUUUUUUUUCCGUUUCUGCUGUUUUAUUUCUUUCCUUUUCUGUUUUUUCCCAAUUUUCUCUUUUCUUUUUAUUCCUAUCCCUUUUCCUUUUUAUUUUAUGCUUUUUCUGUUUUUCCCCUAUUCUGCUUUUCUCACUAUUUUUUCUGUUUCUGCUGUGACAUCCACCGGUGGUCGCAGCGCCAAUAUGUGACGUCCUCUGGUCGCGACGCCAAUAUGUGA
Acanthosepion pharaonis is the source of this 453-nucleotide messenger RNA. Lineage: Eukaryota; Metazoa; Mollusca; Cephalopoda; Sepiida; Sepiidae. The record is from the annotation of a GenBank genome assembly.